GCUCCCAAAAGUCUCUCGUCAGCAGGGAAGCCGGCGCCGCCGCGUCAGCAGUCCCCAAAGGAAGCCGGGGAUCGAUCGAUUGAUCGGUCGGGACCCACCAACCCCCGCCUCCCGCCGGCUUUCCUUCGGCCUGAAGCAGCGCUCCUCCGGUCUGGGACUUUCCCAAACAAAGAGGCCCAGCUGACAAUGUCAUCCAUAAAAAUUGAGUGUGUUGUACAAGAGAAUUGCAAGAUCGGAGAGUCACCUCUAUGGGAGGAAAAGGAUAAGUCGCUUCUCUUUGUAGAUAUAACUGGAAAAAACAUCUACCGAUGGAAUUCACUUACAAAGGACCUGCAAAGUGUUUCUGUAGAUGCUCCAGUAAGCUCAAUUGCUCUCCGCAAAUCCGGUGAUUACAUGAUUACCCUGGGAACUCAGUUUGCUGCUUUAAACUGGAAAAACAAGUCUGUAACCUCCAUUGCUCAUAUUGAUAAGGAUAAACCCAACAACCGAUUCAAUGAUGGCAAAGUGGACCCUGCUGGAAGAUUUUUGGCAGGUACCAUGGCUCAGGAGAUUAGGCCCGCAGUGGUGGAGAGGCACGAAGGGUCCUUCUACACCCUCUUCCCCGAUCACUCCACAGUGAAGCACUUCGAUAAGGUGGACAUUUCCAACGGUUUGGAUUGGUCACUGGAUCACAGAACCUUCUUUUACAUCGAUAGCCUUUCCUAUCAUGUGGAUGCAUUUGACUAUGACCUGCAAACCGGGAAGCUGUCCAAUCGCAGGCACAUGUACAAGAUGGAAAAGGAAGACAGCAUCCCUGAUGGGAUGUGCAUUGAUACAGAAGGGAAGCUCUGGGUGGCCUGUUAUGAUGGAGGAAGAGUGAUUCGUAUAGAUCCAGAGACAGGAAAACGAAUCCAGACUGUGAAGCUGCCUGUUGAUAAAACAACUUCUUGCUGUUUUGGAGGAAAUGAUUAUUCUGAAUUAUACGUCACCUCUGCUUGCCAAGGAAUGGAUGAGGCUUAUUUAUCACAGUACCCACAGAAUGGCAGUGUAUUCAAGAUAACUGGACUUGGUGUAAAAGGAAUCCCACCAUAUGCAUACGCAGGUUAAUGAUUGCUCUUGAAGACAUAUCAAGAUCAGGAAAGAGAUGAACUCAAAGAUUUGCAUGGUUUGAAGCCUGUCUCUUUGCACAGGAAGGUACAAUGGGAUAGCCAACAAAAAGAGCUACCCCGUUAAUAUUUCAGCCAGGUUUGUGUGUCAUCAUUGGCUUUUUACCUCUGUUAACUCAAAAAUAGAUUCCACCCCUCUCUUUUAACCAAAAUAAUUUCUUUCCUAAUAAAAUUUGAAAUAGA
Anolis carolinensis (green anole) is the source of this 1328-nucleotide messenger RNA. It is a transcript of the gene rgn, whose product is annotated as regucalcin. The transcript has 7 exons. Gene Ontology annotation, molecular function: calcium ion binding; enzyme regulator activity; gluconolactonase activity. Lineage: Eukaryota; Metazoa; Chordata; Lepidosauria; Squamata; Anolidae. Bases 187 to 1086 code for a protein of 299 amino acids. The record is from RefSeq and is a predicted model, not a curated record. Gene Ontology annotation, biological process: L-ascorbic acid biosynthetic process.